This is a messenger RNA of Aedes aegypti (yellow fever mosquito), 1647 nucleotides long. RefSeq names its product endoplasmic reticulum lectin 1. Lineage: Eukaryota; Metazoa; Arthropoda; Insecta; Diptera; Culicidae. The record is from RefSeq and is a predicted model, not a curated record. The transcript is spliced from 5 exons. Gene Ontology annotation, biological process: retrograde protein transport, ER to cytosol; endoplasmic reticulum unfolded protein response. Gene Ontology annotation, cellular component: endoplasmic reticulum lumen. The coding region runs from base 92 to 1612 and encodes 506 amino acids.
UCGUGUUGAAUUGACAACAAAACACGUAUCUCCGUUCGAAAGGGAGAAAAAUCUUAUCAUUUUACAAAAUUUACAUGGAAAAAGCAGUCAAAUGGCUUUAUCUUUAGUGGAUAUGAAGUUCUCAAGCUUUUCAGUGAUAAUUUUGCUCAUAUUCUUAGUGGAUGCAAUAGCAGCACACGAUCCAAAAGGAUUUGAUGAUACAGUUCUCCAUACAAUCGCUUGGCACGGCAAAGACGAUUUGUUGACCAACGCAUUAGAAGAUGAAGAGAUCAUUGUGUCGACAACGAACAAGGAAAAAUACAAAUGCAUUAUUCCUUCGAUUGCCACCAAAGAGCUAGACGGAGAAAUCCAGUAUAGUGGCCCAAGUCCCAUCGAUUUACUGGUUCCGCUGUUUACCCAUUCCUGUUCCUAUAGAAUCGAGAGUUAUUGGACAUAUGAGGUUUGUCAUGGGAAAUACAUCAAGCAGUAUCACGAAGAGCGUCACGAAAAGACGAGCAAACUGCAAGAAUAUUAUCUUGGCAAAUGGGACAAGGAGAAAACGGUUACUCUCAAGGCUUUCUACGAGAACUCCGAUGCAGAAGGAGCAAAGAUGCAGUACAAGAAAAUCGAUGGCCUAAAUCUACCGUAUUUGGAGCUGGAGAUGGACUCUGGAACCGUUUGUGACCUGAACGGCGAACCUCGAGUAACGAAAGUACUUUACGUGUGCUAUCUUCACGGCAAAAAUGAGGUCUACUCGCUGAAGGAAACUUCGACUUGCAACUAUGAGAUUAUCAUUCUGACUCCUUUGCUUUGCGCCCAUCCAAAGUACAAACCCCAAGAUAAUGAGGAGAACAAGGUCAACUGCUACCCGCUGGGGAAUUCUCCCAAAAAGCCGAAGAAUUUGCUCAUGAUGGAGAUUGAAAGCAUGAAGAUCAAAUAUCAAAAGCUAACGGAUGUGCAAAAAAACAUUGAAAACGCAAUUGCAGUCAUUAAUUUGAACGAGGAUGGACCGAUCAAAGUUGAGCUGUUUUCGAACGAUAUUCCAGAUGGUACCAGUCAAAAAGAGUCAACCGACACCGAAAUAGGCGAAGAGAGCAAUACUAGUCCAAUGGACGUUCUUUCCAAAAAAGCUAAAAAGGCAAAAGAACUCAAGCCGUUACUGGAGUUUUUGGCUGGGUCGUAUUGUUUGACCGGAGGCUCGGGCUGGUGGAAGUUUGAACUGUGCUAUGAGAAACAUGUGCGUCAGUAUCACGAAGAUACUUCGAUAUUCCUCGGUUACUUCAACAAGGAAAAACACCUGGAAUGGCUGGAGAAAAAUCCCUCGAUCAGAAAUAAGCGAAAGAACGAAAAUCAGUUGAGUAACUUCUACAGUGGAGGCGAUGUCUGCGACAAAACCAAUCAACAUAGACAGGUGGAAGUGAAGUUGAAAUGCACCGAACAUUCGUCUAGUUCGAAUGCGAUUUCCCUGUACUUGCUUGAGCCUAGGCCUUGUGAGUAUAUUCUAAAUGUGGAGUCGUCCCAGAUUUGUGAUAUUCUACCGUAUGCCGGAGAUAAUAUGCUGCUGAUGGAAAGUCUGCAGAAAAUGGAAGAAGAAACACUGUACAUAAUCGAUAGCAGUAAUAUUAAUAAUUAAAUAAAUACAAUUCAAAUUUUGAAUUCGACAUAAAA